Molecule: messenger RNA, 3177 nt
Organism: Schistocerca nitens (vagrant locust)
Lineage: Eukaryota; Metazoa; Arthropoda; Insecta; Orthoptera; Acrididae
Product: trichohyalin-like
Exons: 4
Source: RefSeq, a predicted model, not a curated record
UCCACCUCCCCUAACUUAUCUAAACGCACGACGGAGGAAGACCAAGAGAAGGAGGAAGACCAAGAGAAGGAGGAAGACCAAGAGAAGGAGGAAGACCAAGAGAAGGAGGAAGACCAAGAGAAGGAGGAAGACCAAGAGAAGGAGGAAGACCAAGAGAAGGAGGAAGACCAAGAGAAGGAGGAAGACCAAGAGAAGGAGGAAGACCAAGAGAAGGAGGAAGACCAAGAGAAGGAGGAAGACCAAGAGAAGGAGGAAGACCAAGAGAAGGAGGAAGACCAAGAGAAGGAGGAAGACCAAGAGAAGGAGGAAGACCAAGAGAAGGAGGAAGACCAAGAGAAGGAGGAAGACCAAGAGAAGGAGGAAGACCAAGAGAAGGAGGAAGACCAAGAGAAGGAGGAAGACCAAGAGAAGGAGGAAGACCAAGAGAAGGAGGAAGACCAAGAGAAGGAGGAAGACCAAGAGAAGGAGGAAGACCAAGAGAAGGAGGAAGACCAAGAGAAGGAGGAAGACCAAGAGAAGGAGGAAGACCAAGAGAAGGAGGAAGACCAAGAGAAGGAGGAAGACCAAGAGAAGGAGGAAGACCAAGAGAAGGAGGAAGACCAAGAGAAGGAGGAAGACCAAGAGAAGGAGGAAGACCAAGAGAAGGAGGAAGACCAAGAGAAGGAGGAAGACCAAGAGAAGGAGGAAGACCAAGAGAAGGAGGAAGACCAAGAGAAGGAGGAAGACCAAGAGAAGGAGGAAGACCAAGAGAAGGAGGAAGACCAAGAGAAGGAGGAAGACCAAGAGAAGGAGGAAGACCAAGAGAAGGAGGAAGACCAAGAGAAGGAGGAAGACCAAGAGAAGGAGGAAGACCAAGAGAAGGAGGAAGACCAAGAGAAGGAGGAAGACCAAGAGAAGGAGGAAGACCAAGAGAAGGAGGAAGACCAAGAGAAGGAGGAAGACCAAGAGAAGGAGGAAGACCAAGAGAAGGAGGAAGACCAAGAGAAGGAGGAAGACCAAGAGAAGGAGGAAGACCAAGAGAAGGAGGAAGACCAAGAGAAGGAGGAAGACCAAGAGAAGGAGGAAGACCAAGAGAAGGAGGAAGACCAAGAGAAGGAGGAAGACCAAGAGAAGGAGGAAGACCAAGAGAAGGAGGAAGACCAAGAGAAGGAGGAAGACCAAGAGAAGGAGGAAGACCAAGAGAAGGAGGAAGACCAAGAGAAGGAGGAAGACCAAGAGAAGGAGGAAGACCAAGAGAAGGAGGAAGACCAAGAGAAGGAGGAAGACCAAGAGAAGGAGGAAGACCAAGAGAAGGAGGAAGACCAAGAGAAGGAGGAAGACCAAGAGAAGGAGGAAGACCAAGAGAAGGAGGAAGACCAAGAGAAGGAGGAAGACCAAGAGAAGGAGGAAGACCAAGAGAAGGAGGAAGGCAAAGAGAAGGAGGAAGGCAAAGAGAAGGAGGAAGGCAAAGAGAAGGAGGAAGGCAAAGAGAAGGAGGAAGGCAAAGAGAAGGAGGAAGGCAAAGAGAAGGAGGAAGGCAAAGAGAAGGAGGAAGGCAAAGAGAAGGAGGAAGGCAAAGAGAAGGAGGAAGGCAAAGAGAAGGAGGAAGGCAAAGAGAAGGAGGAAGGCAAAGAGAAGGAGGAAGGCAAAGAGAAGGAGGAAGGCAAAGAGAAGGAGGAAGGCAAAGAGAAGGAGGAAGGCAAAGAGAAGGAGGAAGGCAAAGAGAAGGAGGAAGGCAAAGAGAAGGAGGAAGGCAAAGAGAAGGAGGAAGGCAAAGAGAAGGAGGAAGGCAAAGAGAAGGAGGAAGGCAAAGAGAAGGAGGAAGGCAAAGAGAAGGAGGAAGGCAAAGAGAAGGAGGAAGGCAAAGAGAAGGAGGAAGGCAAAGAGAAGGAGGAAGGCAAAGAGAAGGAGGAAGGCAAAGAGAAGGAGGAAGGCAAAGAGAAGGAGGAAGGCAAAGAGAAGGAGGAAGGCAAAGAGAAGGAGGAAGGCAAAGAGAAGGAGGAAGGCAAAGAGAAGGAGGAAGGCAAAGAGAAGGAGGAAGGCAAAGAGAAGGAGGAAGGCAAAGAGAAGGAGGAAGGCAAAGAGAAGGAGGAAGGCAAAGAGAAGGAGGAAGGCAAAGAGAAGGAGGAAGGCAAAGAGAAGGAGGAAGGCAAAGAGAAGGAGGAAGGCAAAGAGAAGGAGGAAGGCAAAGAGAAGGAGGAAGGCAAAGAGAAGGAGGAAGGCAAAGAGAAGGAGGAAGGCAAAGAGAAGGAGGAAGGCAAAGAGAAGGAGGAAGGCAAAGAGAAGGAGGAAGGCAAAGAGAAGGAGGAAGGCAAAGAGAAGGAGGAAGGCAAAGAGAAGGAGGAAGGCAAAGAGAAGGAGGAAGGCAAAGAGAAGGAGGAAGGCAAAGAGAAGGAGGAAGGCAAAGAGAAGGAGGAAGGCAAAGAGAAGGAGGAAGGCAAAGAGAAGGAGGAAGGCAAAGAGAAGGAGGAAGGCAAAGAGAAGGAGGAAGGCAAAGAGAAGGAGGAAGGCAAAGAGAAGGAGGAAGGCAAAGAGGAGGAGGAAGGCAAAGAGGAGGAGGAAGGCAAAGAGGAGGAGGAAGGCAAAGAGGAGGAGGAAGGCAAAGAGGAGGAGGAAGGCAAAGAGGAGGAGGAAGGCAAAGAGGAGGAGGAAGGCAAAGAGGAGGAGGAAGGCAAAGAGAAGGAGGAAGGCAAAGAGAAGGAGGAAGGCAAAGAGAAGGAGGAAGGCAAAGAGAAGGAGGAAGGCAAAGAGAAGGAGGAAGGCAAAGAGAAGGAGGAAGGCAAAGAGAAGGAGGAAGGCAAAGAGAAGGAGGAAGGCAAAGAGAAGGAGGAAGGCAAAGAGAAGGAGGAAGGCAAAGAGAAGGAGGAAGGCAAAGAGAAGGAGGAAGGCAAAGAGAAGGAGGAAGGCAAAGAGAAGGAGGAAGGCAAAGAGAAGGAGGAAGGCAAAGAGAAGGAGGAAGGCAAAGAGAAGGAGGAAGGCAAAGAGAAGGAGGAAGGCAAAGAGAAGGAGGAAGGCAAAGAGAAGGAGGAAGGCAAAGAGAAGGAGGAAGGCAAAGAGAAGGAGGAAGGCAAAGAGAAGGAGGAAGGCAAAGAGAAGGAGGAAGGCAAAGAGAAGGAGGAAGGCAAAGAGAAGGAGGAAGGCAAAGAGAAGGAGGAAGGCAAAGAGAAGGAGGAAGGCAAAGAGAAGGAGGAAGUUUAA